AAUGAGUCAAAUAAAACCUAUGUAAACGCUUCACAGUCUUUCAGAUUGUUCUGUAAAGUUGUUGCAAAUAAUCAACAAAAAUCGUCGUGAUGAUGAUGUGUGGUGGUCUCUCCGAUCCAGUUGCUGCUGACGAGAAGGUUCAGACGAUAUGUGACGGCGUUAAGAAUCAUGUCGAGGCAAAGUUAGGCAAGAACUACGGCGUGUUUACAGCCAAGAGCUACACCACGCAGGUGGUGGCCGGUACCAACUACUUCAUCAAGGUCCAUGUGGGAGGUGAUGAACACAUUCAUCUGCGUGUUUACCAACGCCUUCCAUGCAAUGGAGGAGAGACUGAGCUGAGUGAUGUGCAGGAAGGCAAGAGCCACCAUGACCCCAUCGAGCACUUCUAAUGUUGCCUGGCUCAUCUUAUGCAGUGUAACUCCAUUACUAAAGCAGUUGUAAUAGGAAUUGUAGAAAUAAUAAUUUUUUUACAAGAUGGUUUAAUAAACAAAAAUGGGAUUCAAAACAA
Cynoglossus semilaevis (tongue sole) is the source of this 508-nucleotide messenger RNA. RefSeq names its product cystatin-B-like. The coding region runs from base 90 to 389 and encodes 99 amino acids. The transcript has 3 exons. Gene Ontology annotation, molecular function: cysteine-type endopeptidase inhibitor activity. NCBI's taxonomy places the organism in Eukaryota, Metazoa, Chordata, Actinopteri, Pleuronectiformes, Cynoglossidae. The record is from RefSeq and is a predicted model, not a curated record. Gene Ontology annotation, cellular component: cytosol.